UCUCGCUCAUCAGCACAUCGUCGUGCUCAAGGGGGACGCGACGCACAACCAGCGAUGGUGCACUGGACGGGCGAGAACAGCAGCGUGAUCUUGAUCCUGACGAAGUAUUACCACGCCGACAUGGGGAAGGUUCUGGAAAGUUCUCUGUGGCGGUCCUCGGACUUCGGGACGUCCUACACCAAGCUCACCCUGCAGCCCGGUGUCACCACGGUCAUCGACAACUUCUACAUUUGCCCCACGAACAAGAGAAAGGUCGUCCUGGUGAGCUCCUCACUCAGCGACAGGGACCAGAGCCUGUUCCUUAGCACGGACGAGGGGGCCACCUUCCAGAAGCAGCUCGUCCCCUUCUCCGUGGAAACUCUGAUUUUUCACCCCAAGGAGGAGGACAAGGUUUUGGCCUACAGCAAGGAGAGCACGCUCUACGUGUCAUCUGACCUGGGCAAGAGGUGGACAUUGCUCCGGGAGCGAGUGACCAAAGACCACGUGUUCUGGGCUGUGUCUGGGGUGGACACCGACCCCGACCUGGUCCACAUGGAAACCCAGGACCUCGGAGGAGGGUUUCGCUACGUCACCUGCCGGAUCCACAACUGCUCCGACAAGACGCUGACGGCUUUGUUCCCAGGCCACAUUGACCACAGUUCUCUGACCGUGCAGGACGACUACAUCUUCUUUAAGGCCACCGCAACAAACCGGACCAAAUAUUACGUCUCUUACCGUCGCAACGAGUUUGUCCCGAUGAAGCUUCCAAAGUACGCGCUGCCACAGGAUCUGCAGAUCAUCAGCACGGACGAGAGCCAGGUGUUUGUGGCGGUUCAGGAGUGGCACCAGACGGACACCUACAACCUGUACCAGUCGGACACGCGCGGCGUGCACUACUCGCUCGUCCUGGAGGACGUGCGCAGCUCCCGGCAGGCCGAGGACAGCGUGCUCAUCGACAUCCUCGAGGUCCGAGGGGUGAAAGGAGUCUUCCUGGCAAACCAAAAAACCAAUGGGAAGGUGGUGACACUUAUAACCUACAACAAGGGCCGCGACUGGGACCGCUUGAGGCCACCCAGCACGGACAUGAACGGAAAACCAACCAACUGUGAGCCUCCGGACUGCCACCUCCACCUGCACCUGCGAUGGGCAGACAACCCCUACGUGUCGGGCACCGUGCACACCAAAGACACUGCCCCCGGCCUCAUCAUGGGCGCAGGGGGCAGGGUCUCCAGGAAGCUCAGCAAUCAUGGCACAGCCCAGGGGGUGAACACGUGGCCCACAGUGGGCACGAGAUACGUGCUGCUGUGUGGGAAAAUGGAUAGAUGGAUGGAUGGAUGGAUGGCCAACUGA
Lynx canadensis (Canada lynx) is the source of this 1329-nucleotide messenger RNA. RefSeq names its product sortilin related VPS10 domain containing receptor 2 (gene SORCS2). Gene Ontology annotation, cellular component: membrane. Lineage: Eukaryota; Metazoa; Chordata; Mammalia; Carnivora; Felidae. The transcript has 12 exons. Gene Ontology annotation, molecular function: protein binding. The coding region runs from base 55 to 1329 and encodes 424 amino acids. The record is from RefSeq and is a predicted model, not a curated record.